Penicillium longicatenatum is the source of this 1644-nucleotide messenger RNA. Its product is annotated as histidine phosphatase family protein. Lineage: Eukaryota; Fungi; Ascomycota; Eurotiomycetes; Eurotiales; Aspergillaceae. Bases 1 to 1644 code for a protein of 547 amino acids. The record is from RefSeq and is a predicted model, not a curated record. Gene Ontology annotation, molecular function: acid phosphatase activity. The transcript has 2 exons.
AUGGGUGAACAGCUUCGAAUUGGGGGAAGCCCCCAAAGGCGCUGGGUAUCCUCAGCUUGUAUCUCUUUCAUCUUUGUUUUUAUCGUCUUUCUUAUUUAUUCAACCACAUGGCGCAACUCAACCAUCGGGACACCUGCCACAACUGGAAAGCCCGCACCCACUGGAGCCAAAUUUGAAUCUGGUUUUGACAUGAGCAAGAGCUGGGCACAACUUUCUCCUUACAAAGAUGCCGACUGGGGUGUUCCUAAUGGUGUCCCUCAAGGGGAACGGUGUGAGCUAUCCCAGGUCCAUGUUUUGCACCGUCAUGCUCAGCGGUAUCCAACUGGUAUGCCCUUGGAUGGCCAAGUCAUUCAAAAAUUUAUUGAUAAGCUCAACGGAAGCAUUGGCGCAACUGGACCCCUCAAGUUUCUCAACGAUUGGAAAUCUGUCCUUGGUUUGGACGAACUGAUGAGAACGGGCGCAUCCACGGAAGCUACCUCCGGAGCCCGCUUCUGGCUUCAGUAUGGUAGACUUUUGUAUCGUGCAACUCCUGAAAACGUGGUUGCAUGGAAUCAAUCCUUGAAUGUCUUCCCUAACGGCACAGUCCGUCCGAAGCCCUUGUUCCGCACCACCGAUCAAUCUCGCAUUUUAGAGAGUGCGCGUUGGUGGCUGAGCGGGUUCUUUGGUGAUAGAGGCGCUCAUGCUUCUUACGACCAAUAUGACCUUCUUGCCAUGCCCGAGAAGCUUUUAUUUAAUAACACAUUGGCAUCCUACUAUUCUUGCAUUGGGGGCCCAGGAGAUCAAAGUAAUGCAAAUAAGGUAGCGGAACGUUUUAUAGCUCGCUAUUUGAAAGAUGCUCGCACUCGGCUGCAAGCUUACCUUCCUCCGGAUUUCAACUUGACGUCUACUGAUGUGCUUGCCAUGCAAACGCUUUGUGUUUACGAGGAGACCAGUCUCGCUGGUUCGAAAUUCUGCUCUCUUUUCACUGAACAAGAGUGGAAAGACUUUGCUUACAAUCUGGACAUCCAGUAUUAUGGAAACUGGGGCAUCGGUUCACCCGUUGGCCGUGCCCAGGGCAUUGGAUAUGUCCUGGAACUUGCCGCCCGCCUGGAGGGAAAACUUAUCCCUUCUAGUGAUACUAGUAUUAACUCCACAUACGAUAACAACACCGAUACCUUCCCUCUUGGACAACCAUUCUAUAUGGACAUGUCUCACGACAAUAUCAUUGUAUCGGUGAUGGCCGCUUUGAACCUUGACUAUUUCAAAUAUCCGAGCUUGACAGGAUUACCAGGUGAUGUUGAUCAUGCUCCAGACCGAACAUUCAGAAUUAGCGAUAUCACGCCUUUUGGUGCUCGUUUCAUGACUGAAGUCUGGACCUGCCCGAACGAUGUUACUUUCGACUCAUUGGACCCUGUCCUUUACUCGAACCCCAUCUUAGAGUCAACAGAGGACACUACCAAAUAUUUGCGGUUCUUGCUCAACGGGUCUCCCUUACCAAUGACGGGGGUAGUUGGCUGCGACGCCGAGAACUCCACCAAUGGCUUCUGCCCGCUCGAGAAAUUCAUGGACGGUAUCCCCGAGCUUCAAAACAGGGCAAACUAUCGAGAGGCCUGCUUUGGGUACUAUCUCAACCACACCGACAUCCCUAUCGAGCUUGCCGAAUAG